AUGGGCUGCUGUGGCUGUGGAAGUUGUGGUGGCUGCGGAGGCUGCGGUGGUUGCGGUGGCUGCAGCAGUGGCUGCGGUGGCUGCAGUGGUGGCUGUGGCGGCUGCAACAGCUGUACCAGCUGCAGAUGCUACCGGGUGGGCUGCUGCUCUGGCUGCUGCCCCUGCUGCUGUGGCUGCUGUGGGGGCUGCUGCAGCACCCCCGUGGUCUGCUGCUACCGCCGCACCUGCAGCUGCAACGCGUGUGGCUGUGGCUGUGGGAAGGGCUGUUGCCAGCAGAAGAGCUGCUGCCAGCAGAAGAGCUGCUGCAAGAAGCAGUGCUGCUGCUAG
Messenger RNA from Phacochoerus africanus (Common warthog), 327 nucleotides. Its product is annotated as small cysteine and glycine repeat-containing protein 6-like. The record is from RefSeq and is a predicted model, not a curated record. The transcript has a single exon. Lineage: Eukaryota; Metazoa; Chordata; Mammalia; Artiodactyla; Suidae. Bases 1 to 327 code for a protein of 108 amino acids.